This is a messenger RNA of Phytophthora nicotianae INRA-310, 1694 nucleotides long. RefSeq lists its product as hypothetical. The record is from RefSeq and is a predicted model, not a curated record. NCBI's taxonomy places the organism in Eukaryota, Oomycota, Peronosporomycetes, Peronosporales, Peronosporaceae. Bases 1057 to 1479 code for a protein of 140 amino acids. The transcript has a single exon.
CGUGGCAUCAAUGACCAGCUCAGCCUGCAUCGCCUGCAGGGCGCUGUUCAGAGAGUCCAUCUGGUCAAGCUGUUCCUCAAGAUACCGUUUCUCGUCGCGAAGCUCGUCCACUGCCUUAGCAAGAUCCAGGUACGUGGAGCUACCGGGGAUACUGUAGCCCAGCUCGCCGUCAACGCACUCACGAGGCAUCACGUCUUCAACCAUCCUCCGGUGUGGGAGCACCUCCUUGGGGGCGGCAUUGGCGUCGCGCUGCGCCGUCAGCUCAGCACGUUGGCGUUCCAGAGCCGCGACCGAGUCGCGCAUGUCACGUACACGGUCCUUAGCGGCGUUCGUCCGUCGUCGUUCAUUGGCGUUGUGUCGUUCGCGGCGUUGCUUGGCUGAGAACUGAGACGUGCGUCCGCCACGUUGGGCCAUAAGAGACGGCACGGCGGUGCUCGUCGAGGCCGUGGAUACCGGUCGUGACGCCGAGAUGGUCGUGUUGGUGAACACAGCUGCGGGGAAGGCGGCGACCUCCUCGAGCACCUCGGGGUCUUGGCUCUGCUUCAUCUUGAUGACAUCUUGGUCUGCUAUCUCAUCCUGACCAUUUGGCAGCGGGUAGAUCUGCUGUUGCGCGCCAGCCGGCGUGUCAUGUCCAUUGCUCACGUCAAGUACAUUGUCGAGAUCACACUUGAGCAGUACGUCCGGAUUCGGGUCAGCCGUGGCGAGCGGGAACUCAAGCAAGUCCAGCAGCAGAGAGUUGGCGCGGCUUGGGCGCGGCUCAGUGCUGCUCGACUGGGUGAAGUCGUUGGAGGGCGAGCAGGACUGCUGCUGAGCCGGAGCCUCCUUGUCUUUGGAGGGCGUGACCGGCAUGUUCAGGUCCACAUAUAUAGGUGGAAUGUAGCGGUGCGGGUAGCUCAUUCGGCCUGCUACGGAUCAAACCUGUGUCUAAGCUAGAGUGCAAUUCGUACUUCAGGGCGUUCCUGUGCGUUUGCGCUCUGCGAGGAAAAGUUUCAACUGACACGGCCGCUCGAUGGACUGCAAGGCCCGAAGUGAGCGAGCUGGUCCCGUGGCUCAUCUAUGGCCAAGAAAAGGAGCGCAACGGCAAAGCCGGAACGCAUUGCUGACAGCGAUCUGAGCCGCUUGGAUACACCUUGGUGUCGCGGCACCAGUUGGCCCCAACCGGCUGGUGUUCACGCGCGGCGAGCGGAUACAAGCCCAGUUGAGUUCGGUGCGGACGCGAGAGCGGGAAUAUCUUGGCGCUGGUCGGAGGUGUCGCUGCAGAGCUCUGUAUUUUGUAGCGCUGCAUUGGCCCUCAGCAACAAUUACGUCCACGUCGCGGUGUCUCUGCCGAACAUCGUUGCCCCCCAGCUGCGAGGAUCUGCCAGAUCCGGAGCGCCGCCCGAGGUCCCACGUGACCUUCGCGCCGACGCCGUCGCUGCACUGGCACUGCUGCUUCAAGGCAAUCGGUGGGGAUCGGCUUGCUCUCACUGCGAGUCAUAGGCUACGAGUCGGAGCAUGAGCAAGUCCUGCAAGACGUUUGAAAGUCUCGCGCAACUUUUUGAAGGAGGGUUCACGAGUGGUAUCCAAGAUGUGACGCGAGGUCCCACUUUUGGUGACAGUUUCUGGGCCGAAUCUGAUGGAUUCCGGCCUCAUCGCCCUACAAAAACCAAGUCACUAUUUUGAAAAUACAAAAUUUAAGUCAGUUUGAAAGCAUA